This is a messenger RNA of Strongylus vulgaris, 293 nucleotides long. NCBI's taxonomy places the organism in Eukaryota, Metazoa, Nematoda, Chromadorea, Rhabditida, Strongylidae. The record is from the annotation of a GenBank genome assembly.
CUGGCAGAAUUUCGUAGUCCAAACGCUAUCGAGGAGUAUUCGUUACUAAUACUCAACUUUGCUGUAUGUGAUUUCUUCGACUGUCUUACUUCAUUGUUUGUUUGUCAGAGAAUAAUACCCCGUGGUACGUCACUUUUCUACCUCUCGGAAGAUCCAUGUCGUUAUUUUGGGGCAAGUACCUGCUAUCUACAGUAUAAUGCUCCACCUGUACACUCACACAUUGUACAGUACACUAUUUUCGUUCUUUUAUCGAUGCUAUGUGUUGAAUUAUCGUACACCUUCUAUGAAUAAGC